Staurois parvus is the source of this 3533-nucleotide messenger RNA. NCBI's taxonomy places the organism in Eukaryota, Metazoa, Chordata, Amphibia, Anura, Ranidae. The record is from the annotation of a GenBank genome assembly.
AGGUUUACCAAGAACUUGUCUCCAGAACAGAUCAAUCUUAGCACAUUGCGGGGAGAAGGACACCUGACAGAUUUGGAGCUUGAUGAAGAGGCUCUCCAGAACAUGCUGGAUUUACCCACAUGGCUGGCCAUCACACGCGUGUACUGUAAUCGUGCUGCAAUUCGGAUACAGUGGACUAAACUGAAAACUCAUCCAAUAUGUCUGAUGCUGGAUAAAGUAGAGAUUGAAAUGAAAACAUGUGAGGAUCCUCGACCUCCAAAUGGACCUUCACCUAUUGCACUUGCCGCAGGUCAGAGCGAAUAUGGUUUUGCAGAGAAAGUGGUUGAAGGCAUGUUCCUGGAAAUCGGAUGCGUCAGUAUUAAGAUUCAGUCUCAUACAUUUCGUGCAUCUCUGCAGCUGUGGCAACUCCAAGGUUAUAGUGUUAGCCCAAAUUGGCAGCAAAGUGAUUUGCGCUUCACUCGCCUCACCCAUUCCCAGCGUGGAGAGGUCCUUACAUUUAAACAAGUGACUUGGCAGACCCUUCGCAUUGAAGCUGAUGCGUCAGAGAGCUGUGAAGAUGCGCCAACCACUCCUCUACGCCUGCUUACAAAUGGGGGGAGAUUGAAUGUAGCACUUAAAAGAAGGACCAAAGACUGCAUGGUGCUGUCAUCCAAGCUGUCCUUCUUCUUAGAUGAGCUGUUGUGGGUGCUCACAGACUCUCAGCUUCGGGCUUUACUUUCAUACACCAAGUCCUUAAGUGAAGCUGUACAGAAAUCGGUGAGACAGAGGAAGCAACUAGGGGAGCCUCAGGUACCCUCACCCACUGCCCCUCCACCUUGGUCUUUCCCCCCUCCCCCGUCCUCAUCAACCAGUCUUGGCCAAUACUUUGAAAGGUUUGAUGUGAAGGAAACCUCUUAUCAUCUACUCAUCUCAAAGCUUGAAUUACAUGUGUGUGAUGAAAGUCAGACAAGGGGUACAGUCACAGGAGGUGCCAUACAGGUUACUUUGCGUAAAAUUACACUGGAUUAUUAUCCGACCCACAAGGCAGGUCAGAGCUGUGCACAUUGGAAUCGUUUUUCCUCUGCAAUGGGUACCUGUGAGCAGUGGAUGCAGGAACUUGCCCAAGAGAGGCAGGCAAAAGAGGACUGUAAUGACAAUACGCUAGGAAAAAUGCCAUCUCCGAAACAUGGCAGUGCAGGAUCAUCUUCCUCCCUUUACUUCCGUUCUGUGCUGAUCAGAGUAGAUGAUAUGGACAUUCAUCAGGUAUCUUCCUCUGGACAAAGCCCACAAAAACCGCCACUUAUUUCAUGUGGUCAUAUUCCUGGUGCUUGCUCUGCUGUGCACCUUCAGUACACCGAGUUUUAUCGUCUUCCAGGAGACAGCCUUCCAGUGCCUCCUCCUGCUCUGUACAUACAGUUACAUGGUCUGCUGUUAUACAUUGCUACCCAGUCUGUUCUGUGGCUGAAUUAUUUUAUGAUAGACCUAUCACAUCACCUUCAGCAGUUUGCUGCUGUGACUUCUAUUGUAAAUGAAGAAGCUGGGGAGCACAGAGAUGUGCGUUUGGAUGGAUUUAACCUUAAGCUAAGCUUCCCUGUGCCACCUCCUUCUUACAGCCCACCUGAACGUCCUUCUUCAAUAUGUGCCCAUCUUACCUCAGUUACCCUAACAAACACACGGCAAGCUCCUGGGUCAACCAUUGACUUUCUUCAGAAUACCUUCCGGUCCUUUGCUGCUCAUGAAGCUUUUCAUUGUCCUCCAGGACCUUUGCACCCUACAUUUUUGUCUCAUGUGUAUCCUUCAUCUGAGUCCCCAUCAACAUCUUUAUGGAGUUUACAUAGUCCUGGUUUGUCUUUGCGAUUUGAAGGAGGUGUUCCCAAACACCAGUUACUUCUCCACCCCAUGCCAUUUACUGCCUGGGCCUGCCUUUUAAUAUCUGAACGACAACUACAGGUUAUGUUCAAUGUGGAUCAAAUGGUACGAUUGCAGCUGAACCACUACCAUUACCUCACUUUACUACGUUUACAGGAGCAGGUCCAGGCCUUGUUGGAAGGGUUGCAAAAUCUGGCAAAUUCACCAUCACACUUGGCCAUAGAAAUGCCUCCUCUCUGCCCUCCUGCAGUCUGUGUUGGUCUACUGAUUCCAGUGGUUACUAUUUCCCUUAUGCUCCCUGCUUCCCUCUCCCCAGUGCAGCCAGAGGACUCUGAGAGGAGCAGCCUUACUGGAUUUGAACUGACAGAUGGAGACACGGGAAGUGAAAGGGAGAAGAACAAGUUAAUUCCAGUUAAUAAAAAUGAGAUUUCACUUCUUGGACAGGAACCAGCACAAGAACCUCAGGAGGAGUUUUUUGUGCACUCAGGAAUAUCUGCUCAAUCUGAUGAACAUAUCAAGGCAGAAAAAGUAGAAGUGCCAGUAAAAGACAGUCCAAAUAAGGUGGUAGUUCAAGAUACUACACAAGCAAAGGAACUUUCUGUUGAUCUGUUUCUGGGGAAGGAUUUUACACGUGACACUUUGCUUAACACACUGGGUCUGACUAAAGAGACUUUUAGCUUUGGGAAGGAAAGAAUGCAGCGUCUUCUGGGUGACACUAAACAUAAGGACGUGGAUGCUACCCAUAAUCUGACAAGCUCACCUCUUUCUCGCACACAGUCUCUUGACACAGUUUCGAUAGAGGGGCUGGAUGUUUUAUCUUUGGACAGUGAAACCACUGAGAAUUUCUUACUUAAAUUGGAUGCUGAAUUGGAAGUUAAUGUAGAAACAGCAUUAUCUGAUCAAGACACCACCUCUCAGAGUACAGAGGGUCCUGAACCACAGCAGAUUUUGACUUUGGCCCUUCAUCAUGUCACCUCUGUGACUCGCGUACAUGGGGAAGAUGUCUCUGUUACUGUUCAAGCUUUGGACCUCAGCUGUGCACAGAAGAUUGAAGAUUUGAAAGCCCCUGUGACAAGUAUUCCUGGAACUCCUCCUUCUUCUCCCCGUCUACUCCUCGUGUCACAUUGCACUUUGAUCUCGGCCCAGCUGCAGCCUCCUUCUCCCCACUUGCUGAGCGUAAUGGAUUUCUACAAAUGUGGAUUCAAGAUUUUUGCUCAGAGAUACCAGUUUCUGCAAUAACCCACCUAGGACCUUUCCUAGAGGAUGAAAAGAUUCCCGAGAUACUUCCCAUGAUCAUUCAGGUCAACAAUAGCAAGAUCACGCUUAAUGAUGAUGGGCCACGAUUAUACCCCUCUCCAAUCUCUCCUGAGCCAGUUGCCUUCUCUUUGAAGAGCCUGAAAGUACAGCGGAAAGAGGAUGGCGUUUUCAGCCUCACAGGUGAAGAAUCUUCAGAUCCUGUAUCCAGAGCCACACAUCCUUCUUUUGUACAUAGCAGCAUUAGCUCAGAAGCAUUACCUGAAAGUAUGGAGUUUUAUGCGCACUCCGGUCACUCUAAUGGUGGUUCUAUUGUGCAGGAGCUCCAGCAAGAGUUGCUAGCUGCUCGGGCAAAACUGGAACAACAAAAACAGCAAGAGGAGAGGCUCCUCCAAGAAAUCUGGAAAUAUAACCCCCUGUUCAACAUCUGA